Poecilia latipinna (sailfin molly) is the source of this 1265-nucleotide messenger RNA. RefSeq names its product phospholipase A2, group XIIA (gene pla2g12a). Gene Ontology annotation, molecular function: A2-type glycerophospholipase activity; calcium ion binding. The record is from RefSeq and is a predicted model, not a curated record. Gene Ontology annotation, cellular component: extracellular region. Lineage: Eukaryota; Metazoa; Chordata; Actinopteri; Cyprinodontiformes; Poeciliidae. The transcript is spliced from 4 exons. Gene Ontology annotation, biological process: phospholipid metabolic process; lipid catabolic process; arachidonate secretion. Bases 325 to 921 code for a protein of 198 amino acids.
CUUUGAUCGUUAAGCGUCAGGAUUUUUGCGCCGCUGUGAACUUUGGGUAAUGUAGUUAGUGAAUAACAACCAUCAACAAAUAACCGCUUUUAAACACAGUUACUGUUAAAAACGUUACUCUGAUGCAAGACGGAAACUUCUCUGUGACGACUCCCAAAGUGACGACAUUGUUUGUCCAGGAUCACGUGACAUUGGAUACCCGGAAGUAAUGUCACAACUGAUAAAUGUCUGAUCGCUGGUUUGUUUUUAGCUAAAACAUGUCGGACCAGAGCUGAACCGUGACAUGACAGUCGGAGCGGGAGGUCAGGCAGAACUUCAGCUGACAUGAUGGGUCCAGGUACGUUUCUGUCCGUCCCGGUCCUGCUGCUCGGUCUGCUCUGCUGCUGCUGCGGACGUUUCCCAGAUGUUUCUGCCUGUGAGAAAGAACCGGAGACCCCGGACUGGAGGAUGACUCUGAGAACCAUCCGAAACGGGAUUCACAAGAUCGACACGUACCUGAACGCAGCGCUGGACCUGUUCGGCGGAGAUGACGGACUCUGUCGGUACAGAUGCAGCGACGGAUUCAAGCCGACGCCUCGUCCCGGCUACAGACACCCCCCACCCAACGGAUGCGGCUCCCCGCUUUUUGGAUUUCAUUUCGACCUGGGAAUCCCGUCCAUGACCAAAUGCUGCAACCAGCACGACCGCUGCUACGACAGCUGCGGCCACCUGAAGCAUGACUGUGACGAUCAGUUCCAGGACUGCCUGGAGACCAUCUGCAGGAACGUGCAAAGGACUCUGGGAUUGGCCCAGACGGUCCAGGCGUGCGAGUCAGCAGUCAAGCUCCUCUUCGACGCCGUCAUGCACCUGGGCUGCAAGCCGUUCCUGGACAGCCAGCGGGAGGCCUGCGUGUGCCAGUACGAGGUGAAGAAGGAGCUCUGACGCCUCUGCAGAAGAACACAGACUCUGAAAUCCGAUGCCGGAUAAAUAAACUUUUCUGAAAAUGUGUAGAUUUUUCUCAGGGAUGUAGCCUCUUUGGCUAAAACUAAACACUGCAAUGCAAAGUGAAUGUAAAAUAAAAAAUAGUUUCUUUUAGGUGGUAGCUAAUAUUUGUCCCUUUGCAAUCCACUAUUUAUAUAUCUAUUGUUGUAAAGCCAGAGGUUUCUGUGGUGAAAUUAAAACUGGUUUCAUUCAUGUUUUGACUGGACACUACAUUUUAACAAACAGUAAAAAGGGUUUUACAGGGUUCAAAGGUCAGCAAUAAAGCACACACCAAUUUUCUGCAA